AUGCCCGAACCAGAAGAUAAAGCAGCUCUGAUGAGGUUCCUGGGAAUGCUGCAAUAUCUGGCAAAAUUCAUACCGAAUCUGGCAGAGGUGAGUGCACCGCCGUGCCUAUCUCAAAGAGCACACCGAACCACUAUUGGAAGAGGAAUUGCAAGUUCAUGUGUUGUCAUCUUACCUGCCAAUCUCAACCGAAAGGCUGAAUGCCUUCAGGACAGCAACUGCAGCAGAUGAAGAGAUGCGACUGGUGAUGAACUGCGUACAGACAGGAUGGCCUGCAGAAAUCAGACACGUUCCACCAGAGGUCAGGAAGUAUUGGACUUUCAGAGAAGAGCUCACCUGCUCUGAUGGCCUACUCUUCAAAAGCUCACGAGUUGUGGUACCACAUAGCUUGAGGACAGACAUGCUGGAGAGAGUUCAUGAGUCUCACCUAGGCAUCGUGAAAUGCAAAGAAAGAGCCAGAGAUGUCAUGUACUGGACAGGAAUGGCAAAAGACAUUGAGGAUGUUGUUACGCAGUGUUCAGUCUGCAAUAUGUUCAAACGCAAUAACACCAAAGAACCACUCAUCAGCCAUGAAAUACCGGACAGAGCAUGGGCGAAAGUUGGCGUUGAUCUGUUUCACUACAACCAAGGUGAUUAUCUGAUGUGUGUGGAUUACUUCUCCAAGUUUCCAGAGAUCGCCAAGCUCGCACAAACAACAAGUGGACAUGUAGUGACAGCUUUCAAGUCCAUCUUCUCAAGACAUGGAAUUCCUGAUGAAGUAGUGUCGGACAAUGGUCCACAAUUCUCAAGUGCAGAAUUCAGAACGUUCACACAGCACUGGGAAUUCAUACACACCACAUCCAGCCCAGGAUUUCCACAGUCUAAUGGACAAAGUGAAAGAGCAAUUCAGACAGUGAAAAAUCUGUUAAAGAAAGCUGCAGAGUGCCAGAACGACCCGUACAUUGCUUUGAUGGAGUACAGAAAUGCACCACUAGAUAGUGUUAAGCUGUCUCCUGCUCAGUUGUUAAUGGGACGGAGACUGAAAACAAAAUUGCCUACAUCAACACAGCUCCUGAGACCGCAAGUACACGAGAAUGCACACAAACACAUCAAAGACAGGCAGCUGAAACAGAAACAUUACUUUGAUCGUGGAGCAAAACAUCUACCAGUUCUCGAGGAAGGUGAAAGGGUCAGAGUAAAAGUGAAAGAAAACUGGCAACCAGCAACUGUGUUGAAAAGUCAUGACACGCCAAGAUCCUUCGUCAUCAAAACACCUGAUGGAAACACCUACAGAAGAAACAGGCGACACCUGCUGAAAACCAGAGAAAAGACUUUCACAACACAGAGUCCUCCACAUCUGGAAGACUAUGAUCCAGGAGAAAGACAACCUGCAGAACACGAUGCAUCAUUCCAGACACCAGCAUCGUCACCUGUGAAAAUAUCUGCAACACCUACCAUGAAUGAAGAAGUGGUGAAGAGGUCACGAGUGGGCAGAGGGAUCAAACCACCAUCACGUUAUUCUCCAUGAACUUAAGUAAUGGAAAAAAAAAAAAAAAAAAAAAAAGAAAGAAAAUGUUUUUGCAGUUUUUAUUUUAUUUUUCUGUUCUAUAAGGCAUUAUUUAAGUUGUGAAUUUUGAGUAAGAGAAAUACUGCCAAGUAACAUUUAGUUGUACGGUUGUACUAUGAAGUAAGAGUUUAUUUAGUAAAAGAAAUUGUAUGUGUUGGUUUGCAAAGACAAGUCAAUAAUUAACAGAAGUUACGACAGGAUAGAACUGUUCAGGGAAUAUCUAUCUUAAGGAGAGAGAUGUGAUGUAUUGUAUGUAGUUGUAGUUCAGUUACUUACCACUUGAUGGCACCCUUGUGAGGUAACCGAACCAAGAACAAGAGAGGCAGAGUUGGAAGGGUGCGUGACACAUAUAAGUAAAGAGAACCGUCUUGUGAAAUCAGUCUCCGUGUAUUAUUAAUAUAAUCACCCCUGGUACAACCACAAACUAUCACAUCUUCAAGCAGCAGUUUUAAUGCUUGCUUGUUUCUAAUAAUAAUUUUAAAAUGUGAAUUUAUGUAAAGUUUUUUAUUUCACCCUUU
Astyanax mexicanus (Mexican tetra) is the source of this 2061-nucleotide messenger RNA. RefSeq lists its product as uncharacterized. Gene Ontology annotation, molecular function: nucleic acid binding. Gene Ontology annotation, biological process: DNA integration. NCBI's taxonomy places the organism in Eukaryota, Metazoa, Chordata, Actinopteri, Characiformes, Acestrorhamphidae. The record is from RefSeq and is a predicted model, not a curated record. The transcript has 2 exons. Bases 233 to 1504 code for a protein of 423 amino acids.